AUGUACCAUCUGGCCAAGUCGCUCUAUCUAUACGCAACCAGCAAGGAGGAAUACUCUGUCCUCCUCCUCGGCCUCGACAACGCGGGCAAAACAACCCUCCUCUCCCAAAUCAAAGCCCUCUACCUGCCCCAACCAGAUGGCGCACCACCACAAAAUGUCGGUCGAACCGUGCCCACCGUCGGACAGAACGUAGCCACAAUCCCGCUCCAGGACAUGUAUCUGAAGAUAUGGGACGUGGGCGGGCAAACGGGGAUACGUGGGCUAUGGCAGAGUUAUUAUUCGAGUUGUCAUGCUAUUAUCUUUGUGGUUGAUUCUACGGAUGUCGGAGAAGGGCUGGAGGAUUUUACCAGCACUCAAGAGGAUGGGGGCAAUGGAAGACUAGGAGAGUGUAAACAGGUGCUGGAAUCGGUGUUGCAGAAUGCGGAUGUUGCUGGGGUGCCGAUUCUCGUGUUGGCGAAUAAACAGGACCGGGAGGAUUGUGUGGAGGUGGUCAGAAUAAAAGAAGGGUUUGUGAGGCAGGUUUUUGAGGGGGAGAAGGGCGCUGGCGUGAGGGAUAGUCGUGUCUUGCCUGUUAGUGCAUUGCUGGGGACGGGGGUUCGGGAGGCGGUUGAGUGGGUGCAGAGUCGCGUGAAGUGGAAUAAAGAGGGACGACCCCCGGUGAUGCGGUGA
Talaromyces stipitatus ATCC 10500 is the source of this 669-nucleotide messenger RNA. Its product is annotated as ADP-ribosylation factor family protein. The record is from RefSeq and is a predicted model, not a curated record. The transcript has 2 exons. Gene Ontology annotation, molecular function: GTP binding; GTPase activity. Lineage: Eukaryota; Fungi; Ascomycota; Eurotiomycetes; Eurotiales; Trichocomaceae. Gene Ontology annotation, biological process: Golgi to plasma membrane protein transport; intracellular protein transport; protein localization to organelle. Gene Ontology annotation, cellular component: Golgi apparatus. Bases 1 to 669 code for a protein of 222 amino acids.